AUGCUGCCUGACUGGAGGGCGAGCUUCAGGGCUGUUCUUCGUGAUGAGAAUGGGGCGUUCCUUGGGGGACUGUCGGGGCCACAGCUAAUAGCAUUAAGCCCUCGAAGCUCGAACGCAAACCUCGAAGGCCUAGCUAAAAUAUCGGUCGAGAUAGUCAUAGACAAGGCUAAUGCCACAUUGAAUUUCAUUGUGGAUCUAUUCAAGAAUGUUUCGGACCCUGUCUUGUACAGAUCUUAUGGCACUUGCAUUGACUCGUAUGAUGCGUCGGUCGAAAGGCUACUGCCGGAAGCAAUUGCUGCUUUGAGUUCUAAAGACUAUGCCACAUCGAGAUACGAUGCGGCGACGGUGGCGAUUAAUGUCAACGCGUGCGAUAAGCAGUUUUCUGAGAAAACUCCUUUUAGUGAUAGGAAUAGACUUGUUCAUGAUCUUUCUCUUAUGUCAGCUGGGAUCAUAGAGUUGUUGGGUUAA
Gossypium arboreum is the source of this 468-nucleotide messenger RNA. RefSeq lists its product as uncharacterized. NCBI's taxonomy places the organism in Eukaryota, Viridiplantae, Streptophyta, Magnoliopsida, Malvales, Malvaceae. Gene Ontology annotation, molecular function: enzyme inhibitor activity. Gene Ontology annotation, biological process: negative regulation of catalytic activity. The record is from RefSeq and is a predicted model, not a curated record. The coding region runs from base 1 to 468 and encodes 155 amino acids. The transcript has 2 exons.